AUGUCGAAUUAUUCAAUCCACUCUAUCAUCGCGGCAUACGGCCUUGGCAUUGCCCCUCAUACAUUUUAUCUCGUUAAAAUGAUGGCUAAUGCCCACGGCCGGUCAACCAAUAUUCUCCCACGGGGGAAUCUGACCAAUUUGAAGGGGCAAAUUCCAUCACAUGUAUGGGACAAACUUGCAAGAGCACGUGGUGCGCACCUGAAUGCUAUGGAAGGGAUUCCAAUGUUUGCUGCAGCCAUGGUACGUUGA
This is a messenger RNA of Penicillium macrosclerotiorum, 249 nucleotides long. RefSeq lists its product as uncharacterized. NCBI's taxonomy places the organism in Eukaryota, Fungi, Ascomycota, Eurotiomycetes, Eurotiales, Aspergillaceae. Gene Ontology annotation, cellular component: membrane. The transcript is spliced from 2 exons. Bases 1 to 249 code for a protein of 82 amino acids. The record is from RefSeq and is a predicted model, not a curated record.